Molecule: messenger RNA, 1349 nt
Organism: Quercus robur (English oak)
Lineage: Eukaryota; Viridiplantae; Streptophyta; Magnoliopsida; Fagales; Fagaceae
Product: probable lipid phosphate phosphatase beta
Exons: 2
Coding region: 136-744 (202 amino acids)
Molecular function (GO): sphingosine-1-phosphate phosphatase activity
Source: RefSeq, a predicted model, not a curated record
UGGGCUGGGCUUGGCUUGGCCUGAUCUAUUCAUAGUAAACGACGCCGUUCACAUUUUUACCAGCCCUUCCUCUUCUACAUCAGUGACAUCACACUGCCAGUGCCAAAUCCAAACCACCACUCAUACCCAACUGCCAUGGACCCACCACAACCACCCAAAGCCGCCGCCGCCACAACCACUGGUAGCACAACACUCCUCAGCCAAUUAAUAAGCGUAGACACAGCCCUCUCUGAAUACCUCCACUCCACAGUCAAACCCUUCCUCCCACACUUCCUCCUCUUCCUCCUCGAACUCUCCGCCGACUUCCGCCUCUUCUUCCCAAUCUCCCUCUCCCUCCUCCUCGCCCCCAAUUCUUCCACCUCCCUUUUCCUCCUCCGCCGCCCCUUCCUCUCCUCCCUCCUCCUCGGCCUCCUCCUCGACCUCGUUCUCAUCGCACUCAUCAAGCUCCUCUUCCGCCGAUCCCGUCCCGUCUACAACAAGAAAAUGAUCGCCGCCGUUUCCGUCGACCACUACUCCUUCCCUAGCGGCCACGCCUCUCGCGUCUUCUUCGUCGCCUCUAUCGCUCACUUCUUCGCCAACGACGUGGCUAACCUUCUCAAUUUGGCGGUUUGGUCGUGGGCGCUGCUGACCUCGCUUUCUAGGGUUUUUCUCGGCCGCCAUUUCGUUUUCGAUGUCUUCGCCGGUGCGUCUUUGGGUGUUCUUGAAGCUCUCUUUGCUUUCCGCUUCCUCAGGUUUUACCUUUAGCAUUUGCAUUUCCUUCUGAAAUGGUUCCUAGGAGCUUUGCAAAUGUGCCAGAAAAAAGCUGGAUUUCUCUGACAGGGGCAGCAAGGAAUUCUUCUAUCCCACGUGAAUAUCUGCUGCUGUCAGUCUUCUUUCCUAGAUCACAUUGUCGAAAGGCUGAAAAGAAUGCAGUAUGGUGCUUUCAAUUCCUAACAGUCCCUGAUUGGAUUGGAGUUGAUUUAAUGCUCCGUUAUCUGUUAUUAACUCUGCUCUGGCAGUCUAGGUUGAUCAUCCAUCUCACUCAGCUUCCCAUGCAGAAAAUAAUUGAAAGGAAAGGAAUUACAGGGAGUAUUAGGGGAUUAAAUCUUCUCCUUCUAAACCAUAAGAAGUAUACAUGAACUCAUUAUAGUACUGUUUUAAAGUCUGGUUAAAAAAAAAACUGAUUAGCAAAACCUACUUGAGUGUAAUCAUGGUACUUUUUCUAUGUUCUUUUGACUUACUAUUUAUUUGCUUGAUGUGUUAAUAAGGUUGGUUAUCCCCAAGUUGAUGUAAUGAAUUAAAGGAAAAACAAAGGUAGUAAUCAUGUUAAAACAUCUGUAUUACUCAAUGUGAUAUGCUUUAUCCGAUAA